Messenger RNA from Cokeromyces recurvatus, 594 nucleotides. RefSeq lists its product as uncharacterized. NCBI's taxonomy places the organism in Eukaryota, Fungi, Mucoromycota, Mucoromycetes, Mucorales, Mucoraceae. The transcript has a single exon. The record is from RefSeq and is a predicted model, not a curated record. The annotation marks the transcript as partial.
AUGCCUCGAGCUGAUUCGCCUCCCCACAUUGAUCACUUUUCGAACAAAGUGAUCCGCCCCUUUUUGACUGGAUCCUUUGCUCACUCCAUGCUCAUCGAUAUUACGAUUGUUGAAGAUCAACAAAAAAUUUUUUUGAAAGAAUUGGAUCACUUCUGUAGUGGUAAACUACAUCUUUGGGGUGUUUCUGACAAAAUCCGAAAGGACUACUCUCGUCUUUUUGCCGAGAUCGCUGUCAGCCCUGAAUUAUAUCAAAAGUUUAAGGUUGAACCUACUUUUAGUCUUCCUUCCUUCCCUGCUCCCUUCGCCGCAUAUCCCUCUCUUUCGCCCUCUACCAAGAUAGUUAAAGUCUCCUUCUCUGGGCUCCCCUUCCAAUAUGGCCGUGAAAGUGGGGGUUCAGAUGAAUUGUUCGCUGAUAUGCCUUUCAAUCUUGCACCCUUUGGGGAGGUCAUUGAUUGUGGUUUCGUAAUCGGUAGUAGUGGGCUUUUUGGUGGUGGUGGCUACGCCGUGCUCGCCCUAUCUUCUGAUAGCGAAAACCCAAAUGUUGCUUUGACACACCGUCUUAAUUGGUCAUACGUUCCGGUCUCCUACCCUUCG